Messenger RNA from Prunus armeniaca (apricot), 393 nucleotides. The record is from the annotation of a GenBank genome assembly. NCBI's taxonomy places the organism in Eukaryota, Viridiplantae, Streptophyta, Magnoliopsida, Rosales, Rosaceae.
AUGACUGUUAACACAGUAAGAGGGAGAGGCAUAAGUAGAGGAAGAGGCAUAAGUAGAGGGAGAGACGUAAGUGAAGGAAUAGGAAAUGUUGCUCAAGCUCCUGCUUACCCAAAUUCACAACAAAGUAUAGCAAGAGGUAAUGGAGAAGGAGGCAGAGGCAUAAGUAGAGGAAGAGGCAAUGUUGCUCAAGCCCCUGUUUACCCAAAUUCACAAGAAAGUGUGACAAGAGGUAAUGGACAAGGAGUCUUACCAUCUUCAAAGCUAAGUGAAAUUAAAGGAAGAGGCUUAGGAAGAGGCAUAAGUGGAGGAAGAGGCUUAUCAUCUUCACAACUAACUGUAGGUGGCAAGAGGAAGGGGACAAGGAGGACCAUAUUUGGACAACAUUUCCCAUGA